AUGCUCUCUGGCCAACACGCUUUUAUCACUGGCGGGUCCCAGGGACUUGGCUACGCAAUUGCGCGGAAGUUGGGCUCUCAUGGGUGCCAGGUAACACUCUUGUCGCGGAAUCUCGAGAAACUUCAGCGCAAAGUUGAAGAACUCAACGAGAUUUAUCCACAUCCCCAAAAUCACGAUUGCGUAGCAUACGAUCUGAGAAACCCAAGCGGCCUCGAGUCGAUGGUGAAAAAUUACGAGCGCCUCAAAACAGCCAACAUCCUGGUCAAUUGCGCCGGCAUGUCGCAGUCCAGCCUGCUCAUGUCGACGCCCAGCCAGGAAAUUCAGGACAUCAUCAAUGUCAACCUCACGUCUCCGCUGAUCUUGAGCAAACUUUUUGUCAGGAACAUGUUGCGUCUGCAAAAUCCAAACAUAGUAAACAUCUCCUCAGUGCUGGCACGAGACUGUGCGCGAGGAACAGCAGCAUACAGCGUCUCGAAAAGCGGUCUCAACAAAUUGACCCAGACGCUGGCCUUUGAAAUGAAGUCCAAGAAAGUACGAGUGAACGCAAUCAUGCCGGGACUGAUGCCGGAGACAGACAUUGGAAAGAAAGUCACCAAGGGCACAGUAAAAUCGUCGCGUCUCUCCUGCGAAGAUGUGGCCGAAAAGGUGUUACUGUUGAUUGUUGAUCCGGAGCUAACAGGGGAGUGCGUUGCAGUUGAGUAG
This is a messenger RNA of Ogataea parapolymorpha DL-1, 702 nucleotides long. RefSeq lists its product as uncharacterized. Gene Ontology annotation, molecular function: oxidoreductase activity, acting on the CH-OH group of donors, NAD or NADP as acceptor. NCBI's taxonomy places the organism in Eukaryota, Fungi, Ascomycota, Pichiomycetes, Pichiales, Pichiaceae. Bases 1 to 702 code for a protein of 233 amino acids. The record is from RefSeq and is a predicted model, not a curated record. The transcript has a single exon.